Pangasianodon hypophthalmus (striped catfish) is the source of this 1711-nucleotide messenger RNA. RefSeq names its product transmembrane protein 33 (gene tmem33). Bases 198 to 959 code for a protein of 253 amino acids. The transcript has 8 exons. The record is from RefSeq and is a predicted model, not a curated record. NCBI's taxonomy places the organism in Eukaryota, Metazoa, Chordata, Actinopteri, Siluriformes, Pangasiidae. Gene Ontology annotation, cellular component: endoplasmic reticulum; membrane. Gene Ontology annotation, biological process: endoplasmic reticulum tubular network organization; membrane organization.
ACCGGUGUAAAGAAAUGCCGAAGAAGAAGAAGAAGAGCUGAAGUUGCAAGGUCAGCUGAUCUGUCGCGUUUCCUGUGAAUCAAUUCGAGACGCAGCUGUUAGCAACCACAGGGCUGGACUUUUAUUCACCUUAGAGACGAUUAAGAAGACAUUACAGGGUGAAGAUCGAGACACUUUUAUUUUUUUUUUCCUGAAAGAUGGCCGACACAGAUCAGCGAAAUGCCCCUCCUCCUCCUCCUCCUCCACAGACAGGGCCUGUGCAAUUCCUGUUGAGUAACAAACUGGAGACGGCCAUGUGGCUCUCGCGUCUCUUCACGGUCUACUGCUCCAUCAUGUUCAUCCUUCCUCUGCUUGGGCCAAUGGCAGCGGCUAACUUCUACCAGAGGGCUCUCUUGGCCAACGCUUUGACCAGCGCUCUGCGUCUGCACCAGAGGCUUCCUCAUUUCCAGCUGAGCCGAGCCUUCCUUUCGCAGGCGUUACAGGAGGACAGCUGCCAUUACCUCCUUUACUCACUCAUCCUGGUCAACUCCUACCCCAUCACCAUGAGCAUAUUCCCUGUGUUCCUCUUCUCACUGCUUCAUGCCACCACUUACACUAAGAAGGUUCUGGAUACGAUGGGACCGGGCAGUCUGAUGUUCGUACGGAACUUCCUGAACAAGCUCACAGCCAAUCAGCAGAACAUUCUCAAGUUCAUUGCCUGCAAUGAGAUCUUCCUGAUGCCAGCGACUGUCUUCAUGCUCUUCAGCGGACAGGGCAGCCUGCUGCAGCCCUUCAUUUAUUACCGCUUCCUGACUUUGCGUUAUGCCUCCAGACGAAACCCUUACUGUCGGACCUUGUUCACGGAGUUGCGGAUUCUCCUGGAGCACUUUGUGAUGAAGCCUGCCUGCCCAGCCUUCUUCAGGAGAAUGUGCCUCAAUAGCAUCGCCUUCAUUAGCCGGCUGGCCCCUACAGGAGUCUAAAUACGCUGUGUAUCAACACACUCUCUGACACAGCAUCACACACUGAUAAACACACACACACGCACACACUUUUAAACUCCUACAACGUGACUAGCUGGGAGAGAGUUCCUCCAAUGUAGAUUUCUAAGCAGGCAGACGAUGUUUGAGUGCUCACGCUCGACAUCCUGCUGAUCUCGUCUUCUGCAUGGAAAGCAGUUGCUAUUUUGGAGAAACUCCACAGGUCUGAAAGGCUGACAGAAAAAGAGCAGCAAACACUAUAUACCUGGUGUAUUGUCAAAUUGCUAUAGCUCUUUGGGCAGUGCUUUUGAAGGAUUAUUUAUAAAAUUACUACUAUGUAUGGAUGCUUUUCUUAUGGGUGUGGAUGGAAUACAAAAAAUAUUUAAGCUUAACUUAGAGUAAAUAAAUUGCUAAGUAAAUUGCUAGGUCUGUAUCAUUUGUUAGGAAGAGAGAUUUUGAUCUGUUGUUACAUGUGUGUGUAAUUUUGUUUCAGUGGUCUUAAAAUUGUUCAUUUUUUUUAUGACUGUAGCUGGAUUAUCUUGAAAUGUAACCUGUUGGUUAAUUUUUUUUUUAGUGAGUAGAGAGUAGAAGAGGAGGUCCCUUUAUGAUUUGAUUUUUUUUUUCAUUCUUUUUUAAUUAACAGAUUUAUUAAACAAUGAUUUAUGUAAUGUACUCCCUUAUUAAAAUGCUGCCUUGAAUGUGAAUUGUUCAAAGUAAAAGCAUUUCCUCUUUUUCAUUAAAAAGAGGUAAACUUA